Onychomys torridus (southern grasshopper mouse) is the source of this 1664-nucleotide messenger RNA. RefSeq names its product thiosulfate sulfurtransferase (gene Tst). The transcript has 2 exons. Bases 601 to 1494 code for a protein of 297 amino acids. The record is from RefSeq and is a predicted model, not a curated record. Gene Ontology annotation, biological process: transsulfuration. Gene Ontology annotation, molecular function: thiosulfate-cyanide sulfurtransferase activity. Lineage: Eukaryota; Metazoa; Chordata; Mammalia; Rodentia; Cricetidae. Gene Ontology annotation, cellular component: mitochondrion.
UGCGAAGCUUUUAGGGAGAGUGAAUGCAGCGGGCUGCUCAGGAUGGUGCUGCCAGCUGGGCUACUUGCGGCCCAGGGGAGGAUCCUGGCGGAGAAAGCAGGGCAGGGUGCUUGGGACCCAUUCAGCGGACUUGGGCAUUCUAGAAGCCAGAGAACCCAGGCUGUAGGGGACGGAAACAGUAUGGCUAGCGAGUGGUUAAUUCGCCCCGGAGAUGGGACUUGAAGCCCAAGGGCGAUUUUCCCUACUUAGGACCUGUGUUCUCCCCAUCCUGGCAGACAGGGUCCUGAGCCAGGCCCUCCCAGCAGCUGAGGCCAUAAGAGCACUCAGAAGCUCUUGGCCACGCCCACCUGCUCUUCUUGAGACCAGACUGGGAGGGAGCCGGGGCGGUAGGAGGGGCGGAGCAGGCUUUCCCUAGGGAAUGUACAAAGCUAUCCCACAGUCCCCCAAGUCUAGCUCUGUGUAUAGUUACCAUUGCACGCUGGGAAAGUGUAGUGGGGACAACAGCUCCGCCUCCCGGGCUCCGCCCCCCGCACUCAGUCCUCUCAGGCCUGUGUCUUUCCUGGUUCCCACCCGCGCCAGGUGACACGCAGAGCUGACACUAUGGUUCACCAAGUGCUCUACCGGGCGCUGGUCUCCACCAAGUGGCUGGCGGAGUCCAUUCGGUCUGGCAGCCUGGGGCCCAGCCUUCGGGUGCUGGACGCGUCAUGGUACUCCCCAGGGACCCGCCAGGCUCGCAAAGAGUACCAGGAACGCCACGUGCCUGGAGCGUCCUUCUUUGAUAUAGAGGAGUGCCGGGACACUGCUUCGCCUUAUGAGAUGAUGCUGCCCAGUGAGGCCCACUUUGGGGACUACGUGGGCAAUCUGGGAAUCAGCAACGACACACACGUGGUGGUGUACGAUGGAGACGACCUGGGCAGCUUCUAUGCACCUAGAGUAUGGUGGAUGUUCCGUGUGUUCGGCCACCGCACGGUAUCAGUGCUCAAUGGUGGCUUCCGGAACUGGCUGAAGGAAGGCCACCCAGUGACAUCUGAGCCCUCACGGCCAGAGCCAGCCGUUUUCAAGGCCACACUGGACCGUUCCCUGCUCAAGACCUAUGAGCAGGUCCUGGAGAACCUCCAGUCUAAAAGGUUCCAGCUGGUGGACUCUCGGGCCCAAGGACGGUACCUGGGCACAGAACCGGAGCCCGAUAUAGUAGGACUGGACUCGGGCCACAUCCGCGGCUCAGUCAACAUGCCCUUUAUGAACUUCCUGACCAAAGAUGGCUUUGAGAAGAGCCCAGAGGAGCUGCGUGCCAUAUUCCAGGACAAAAAGGUGGACCUCUCCCAGCCCCUCAUCGCCACGUGCCGCAAGGGCGUCACUGCCUGCCAUGUUGCCCUGGCUGCCUACCUUUGUGGCAAGCCUGAUGUGGCUGUUUACGAUGGCUCCUGGUCGGAGUGGUUCCGUAGGGCACCCCCGGAGACCCGAGUGUCCCAGGGGAAGAGUGGGAAGGCCUGAGUGUGCAAGGCUUCCUCCUUUGCACACCACAUUCAGCCAGUUCCCUUCAGUGAGGCCAGUGUGACCUGCUAUGGGUUCACCCUUCUUAGGCAAUGCAGGUUGACAAGAUUUUAGAAUUGUUGUGAGUGCCUUCCUCCCACCACACCGGAAUAAAGUGCCUUUUCUCAGAA